AUGGGUACACCGCCUAUUCAUCUUCACCAAGCCCUGCAUGGACUCGAGGCCACGCGGCAAGGCCCUACAGUUUGGCCGCCGAAAGCUCGCCACUUUAUCAUGUCGUGGAUCCUGGGACGUGUACCCGCAAGUGAUGUGUUUUUAUGGAUGGAUCAUGCUAUGGCAGUGGAAUUGCUUUCGUUUCUCCGUCUCUUUCUGCUUGUAGUGCGCCUAACACGCGCAUUUCUUCCAUCAACGGCCAGCAGCUCACAGGACCAUCAAAUGUUUCAUGUUCUCGAGGCCGAUUGUGCGCGUGCUCUAGAGACGUUUUUUGCGCCACGACCGGAGCUCAUUGCUCCAUCAACACUGACACAUGAGCAACAGCGCUUUGUCGAUUGUCCUGUGACGCGAUCGGAUCUGAUCCGAGUGCAAGCCUAUGCAGGCACCGGCAAAACAUUGUCUUUGCUUGCUUUUGCAGCCAAGCGGCCAAGGCAUCGUUUCCUGUACAUUACCUUUAACGUGGCUGCGGCCAAAUCAGCAAGAGAACGAUUCACGUCCAAUGUGGAUUGCCACACGAUGCACUCGGUCGCCUUACGACAUACCACACUACCAGAAGGGCAGACACUCGGGAAUCUACGUCCACGCGAUGUAGUGAGUCUUUUUCAGAAACAAUUGCCGACUGGCCACAGCACGAAACCCACCGAGGCAGGGCGGAGCAAUACCCUGGCCCCUACGACAGUGGCGUGUUAUAUUCUAAAGACGCUUGAUCGAUUUAUUCAAUCGACUGACCAUGUCGUCCGCCCAGAUACCCAUGUUCCCAAAUCGAUGACCAAGGCAACCGAUUUGGACCCGGCGGACGUCUCGGAGAUGGCUCAGCGGCUAUGGUACAUGAUUGUCGAGGGAAAGACGCCCCAGGGCAAAGCGGUGGUGUGUCCACAUGAUGCCUAUGUCAAGCAGCUGCAAUUGCAAGGUGGUUUGGCACCUCGGGUAUUUACUUCGUACAAUGCGCUCCUGCUAGAUGAGGCACAGGACUUGUCCGCCUGCCAAACGGAGCUUCUCUUAGGGGCUCGAGGGCAUUGUGCCGUGAUUGUCGUGGGUGAUGUCCACCAAAAGAUCUACGGAUUCCGUGGCGGAAGCGCCAAGGCUUUUCACGAGCGACUGUACCCAUCCACGAAAACCUUUCAACUUACCAAAAGUUUCCGUUUUGGGCCGGAAGUCGCACGUAUCGCGACGCAGAUCUUACGCCUCAAAGCGCCUCCCCCUUGGUACCAGGAGCAGAGUAUGGGUGUAUGGCCCCGGCCUCGGCUCACGGGACAUGAUCACGAUGAGGUGUUUGUUCGUCCGAGUGUGAUGCCUAAGCCGUAUACGUGCGUGUAUCGUACCAAUGCCCUACUAGCUCGAGAUAUGCUGCAAUUGGCUGUAACAUUGCCUGCAUCCGAAUCUAUGUACCUCAAAAUGAGCCAGACGUUUACUGUACAAGCGCUCACCCUGCUGCUGCGUGACGCUCAUAGGCUGUAUCACAAUCAGCCAGACGCUGUGUCCCACACAUCGCCCCUUCGUGACUUUAUCUCUUGGAAAGAGCUCACAGAGCAUGUCGAAGCAGAAGAAGGCGGGAAUACCAAGUUGCAUCUUGUGCUCUCGUUAGAAGAGUUAAUCUCUGCCCCGGACUUUAUGGAGCGUGUGGAUGGCUUGCGCGGCAAGUUUUGUGCUAAAGAAGAAGACGCCGCCGUGAUUCUUACCACGGUUCAUCAGGCCAAGGGGCUAGAAUGGGACUGCGUCGUUGUAGCUGACGACUUCUCGCCGACACUGCAAGCCUGUGUGCCUGGUGCUUUACGACCCCAAGUGGCACAAUGGCUCGCGCAAGAUGAAUUGAAUCAUAUGCGUACCUUGAUCCUCCCGCCGUGUCUCCUUACAUGGCUUACAGCCCUAGAAGGGCGAUUUAGGUACCGCUUCAUGCCCAAGCAGCGCAAGGUGAUUUGCACGCCAUAUGCUCGCACGUCACACUAUGAUGCACAGACCACGACAAUUGGAUGUCUUGUUUGUCUACGGCAGCAAGUGUCGUCCGAUGAGGACUUGGCCGACUUUGUGCGCUGGAUCGACGGCUCAGGUGUGAGCACGACUACAGGCAAGUGGAGUGAUGCGACCCUGGAUCGCAUGCUGCGCAAACGGCGUGCCGAGCCGUCUGUUCGCACAGCCAAACGCGCCCGAUCCACAGCCACGUCUUCACCUCCCAGCGUCGCGCCGCUGGCGGCCUGCGCCCCUGCGGAACGUGCCACCACGUAUCAACAAUGGCUAGAUACCUCUGUACCUUCUAUUCCCCUAUGGCUAGCAUCCGAAGCGUAUUGGCGCUCUAAAAGCACGUAG
Messenger RNA from Malassezia pachydermatis, 2343 nucleotides. RefSeq names its product dna helicase i. The coding region runs from base 1 to 2343 and encodes 780 amino acids. The record is from RefSeq and is a predicted model, not a curated record. Gene Ontology annotation, cellular component: nucleus. Gene Ontology annotation, biological process: double-strand break repair via homologous recombination; replication fork processing. Gene Ontology annotation, molecular function: ATP binding; DNA binding; 3'-5' DNA helicase activity. NCBI's taxonomy places the organism in Eukaryota, Fungi, Basidiomycota, Malasseziomycetes, Malasseziales, Malasseziaceae. The transcript is spliced from 4 exons.